AUGGAGGUGUGUGGGGAUGCGGCGCCUGUGGCGCCUGCGGCACCCGCAGCCUCCACAGGGUCGGCAGCACGGUGGAAGGCUGACAGGCUUUCAGCUUUCUCCGCGCCCUGGCGGAUCGAGCUUUUCGAUUUGUCCGACGGCAACCUUUGCGGCACUUUCGUGCGCGAGGCGCUGGCAAUUGAAGGGCGACCAUCGUACAAGUCGGACAGUGGCCGACGGAUACGCUGGAAGCGGUUCAAGUCGCUAAAGUCAGGCUGCUGGCAGAUGCUGUCCGCGAAAGGCAGGCUUGACGCUUUCGCGGAAACGGAUGCAUUGACGCCCGUCGAGGACUUGCAGUGGAAGAACAAGGACAAGCAGGUCUUAUCUUCCCUGCACUGCUAUGCGGCGCCGGCACAGCGUUUGCGCUACCAGGCCACCCGCAAUGCCGACGCCGCCUCCGGGCUUUAUCAGCUCUGUCGCCACCGUGGCAACUGGCGACCUGUGUAUAGGAAAGUGGUGGACGCAGAGUUUCAAGACGAGGAGGAGACCAAAGCUGUGGACCUCUUUGAGUUGUCUUACGUACCGCCUUCGAGAAAAGGCAGGAAGCAAGCGGGACGCUGGGAGAUCCGGGCGCCGGGCGCGGAAUCACCCCUGGAGAGCAUCGCGGGUGAUGCCAUCUUGCCGCAGGACCUCGGCAAUAGCUUCGCGGUCGUCGACACACGGACACGCGAUCCCCAGCGGCUCACUCAUCAGCCUUUGGCACAGCUCGUCUCGGACAUCGUGGACGAUUUCGAGCAGGACCAGCAAGACCAGCCGUCGCAAGGUGGGGUGGAUAACAUCCAGGACAUGCGGGCCAUUACCAGCGUCAUCCGUUGGUGGCACGUUUCGCGCUUCAACUGGGUCGUAGCAGUGCGUGAUGUGAACGGCUGCUCGCAACUGCUAAGGGAGCCAAGCCAGAUCGACUUAGAUUCCGCGAUGCUCACUGACUGCCAUUGCGACUUCUGCGGGCGGCAAAGGCACCUCUUCUGCCUUCGUGCCUUUCGGAAGAUCGGUGCCUGCCCCACGCGCUGUGAGCGCUGCGCGGCCAUGGGCAUCAGCGAGGCCUUGGAUCAAACUGCUGUUGACCAGCGCCAGAUGAUGCACGAAAUUUUCUGGUCAUGCCAGAAAUGCGUGAAGUAUCUCUUUGGUGAGAAGGCCGCUCGCUUGAAAGAGAAGGCGCACGCCAAGAAGCGCGUGAGCAGAGGUGGCGAUGCAAAGGAGCUCAUGGCCAAAACCGCCGGAGAGGAGGACGUGCGGGCUCUACGGAAGCACAGGGCCGUCCUCCAGCUCGAUGCUAGGAAGACGGAAGCUGCCCCGGAGCCAUCACAAGACAAGGCGCCCGAGUCAGACGAGGAGGAAGAGGACCGGGAUGCCCCAUCAUGUGACUGCGGGAUGCCGGCAGUGCGAAAGACCGUGGCGAGUUCCGGCCCAAAUGCCGGGAAGGAGUACUACAGGUGCUGCAUCUUCCCGGAGGCCGAACACUGCGACUUCUUCGUUUGGGCGGGGACUCCGGGAGCGCCCCGGUGUCGGUGCCUGCAACCUCAGGCGGCGAUCCAGCUGGAGGUGAAGAAAGAAGGGCCUACAAAGGGCAAGCGCUUCUUCAAGUGCCCGAAGCCGCGGGACCAGCAGUGCAACUUCUUCCAGUGGCUGGACCAGGUGCCUGGCCAGAUGGCCGGGCAGGCGGCCACGGGGCGCCUCUGCAUGUGCGGGCAGACGGCCAUGAAGCAUCAAGUGAUGAAGGAGGGCCCGAACAAAGGAAGGUACUUCUUGAAGUGCCCUUCGGGCAGCUGCCUUCGCUUUUUCGAGUGGCUGGACGAGCCUCCCAGGUCCUGGCCAAAGCGCCCAAACCCCUCCUGGACGCGUCGAGCCUCGAGGUAA
This is a messenger RNA of Symbiodinium sp. CCMP2592, 1896 nucleotides long. The record is from the annotation of a GenBank genome assembly. NCBI's taxonomy places the organism in Eukaryota, Dinophyceae, Suessiales, Symbiodiniaceae.